Messenger RNA from Lactuca sativa (garden lettuce), 3000 nucleotides. Its product is annotated as DEAD/DEAH box helicase. The record is from RefSeq and is a predicted model, not a curated record. Gene Ontology annotation, molecular function: nucleic acid binding; ATP binding. NCBI's taxonomy places the organism in Eukaryota, Viridiplantae, Streptophyta, Magnoliopsida, Asterales, Asteraceae.
UUCUCGGCUUAUCGGCUUUCGGAGCCCCUUGUUCGUUAAGUACCUGUUGUCUGGUCAUGGCGGCCACUCUUAUCAUCAGACCUUUAGCUUGCUUUUCCUCUCCUCCUCCUCCUCAUCCACCUCCGCCGCUCCUUCAUUAUGCUUCUUCUUUCAGAUUAUGGACGCCAUUUUUCAGAGGAGGAAGUAGAAUUCUCUCUUCUCCAUUUAAUAACCAUGACUUCCUUCGCCGCCACAGUUCUUCCUCCUCUCAGUUUCCAUCCCUCACUGCUCUCAGUGCCAUCGCUACUGGUCCUGAUCGUAUUGCUCGUUUUGACAGCCAGGAAUCUGACACGGACCCCAUUUCCAUAUUCAACGACAGGAUUCUCAAGGAACAAUAUUCUAGACGAGCUUCCGGGAGGCCCAACACUGAGUCGGAUUCCGGUUCCAGUUCCGAUGUAUCGAAUGAAGAGGUUGAUAAGUACAUCCAAAUGGUGAAACAGCAGCAGCAAAGGGGGUUGCUGGAGUUGAAAAAGGGUCAUAUGCUUAGAAAAGGCGGUUCCAAUAACGGUGACGCUAAUUUCAGUUACAAAGUUGAUCCGUUUACUCUUGAAGAAGGUGAUUAUGUUGUGCAUAAGAAAGUUGGCAUAGGUCGUUUUAUAUCGAUCAGACCAAGCAUCCCGGAUGGCGAAACUACCCCAAUUGACUACGUUUACAUUCAGUAUGCUGAUGGAGUGGCUAAACUUCCUGUUAAGCAAGCCUCUAGAUUCCUCUAUCGCUAUAAUCUUCCAAAUGAAAGCUCAGCACCUCGAGGUCUGGGCAGAUUGAAGGACACAAGUAUUUGGGAAAAGAGGAAGAUCAAAGGGAAGGUUGCAAUUCAGAAAAUGGUUGUUGAUUUGAUGGAGGUAUAUUUAAACAGGCUAAGACUGAGGAGACCCCCAUACCCCAAGAACCCUGCCAUGGCCGAAUUUGCUUCUCAAUUUCCCCAUAACCCCACUCCUGAUCAGUUACAGGCCUUCAUUGAUGUUGAGAAGGAUUUGACAGAGAGAGAAACUCCAAUGGAUCGAUUGAUCUGUGGAGAUGUUGGGUUUGGCAAGACUGAAGUUGCUCAACGUGCCCUCUUUUAUGUGGUUUCAUCAGGAAAGCAGGCAAUGGUAUUAGCACCAACCAUUGUUUUGGCUAAACAGCAUUUUAGUGUUAUAUCAGAGAGAUUUUCCAAUUACCCCAACAUCAGGGUUGGGCUCAUGAGCAGAUUUCAGACUGCAUCAGAAAGAGAGGAGUAUUUUCACAUGAUCAGAAAUGGGGAACUGGAUAUUAUUAUUGGAACCCACUCGCUUCUUGGAAGCCGUGUCUCAUAUGAUAGAUUAGGUCUUCUUAUAGUUGAUGAAGAACAGAGGUUUGGUGUCAAACAGAAGGAGAUGAUUGCUUCAAUGAAAACUUCAGUUGAUGUUCUUACUCUUUCUGCAACUCCUAUACCAAGAACCCUAUAUUUAGCAUUAACUGGAUUUCGUGAUUGCAGUUUGAUCUCAACAGCACCUCCUCAAAGAGUUCCUAUAAAAACCCAUCUUUCAGAGUAUAGUGAGGCAAAAGUUAUAUCAGCAAUCCAGUUUGAACUCGAUCGUGGAGGCCAGGUUUUCUAUGUUUUACCACGUAUUCAAGGUCUCGAAGAGGUUCUGGCAUUUCUUGAGAAGUCAUUUCCAGAUGUUGAAGUUGCCCUUGCUCAUGGACAGCUAUAUUCGAAACGAUUGGAGAAAACCAUGACAAGAUUUGUGGAAGGAGAAAUCAGGAUUCUAGUUUCCACAAAUAUUGUAGAAAGUGGCCUUGACAUUCAAAAUGCUAACACCAUCAUAAUCCAAGACUUUCAGCAAUUUGGGCUUGCACAGCUCUAUCAGUUACGUGGAAGGGUAGGAAGGUCAAAUAAGGAGGCUCAUGCUCAUCUAUUCUACCCCAACAAGUUGUUGCUUACUCCAGCAGCAAAGAAAAGGCUUGAAGCUCUUGAAGAAUGUGGUGACCUUGGUCAAGGGUUGCAACUUGCAGAAAGAGACAUGACUAUUAGGGGAUUUGGUAAUAUUUUUGGUGUGCAACAAACAGGAGAUAUUGGCAAUGUAGGCAUUGAUCUCUUCUUUGAAAUGCUUUUUGAGAGCUUAUCCAUGGUUGAUGUGCAUCGAACUCAUCCGGUUUCUUUCAAAUCCGUCAAGCUUGAAUUGGACAUAAACCCUCGUCUGUCAUCGGAGUAUAUAAAUUAUCUGGACAAUCCUAUAGAAGUAGUGAAGGAUGCAGAAAAGGCUGCAGAAAAGGACACGUGGAGUUUGGUACAGUUUACAGUGGAUCUCAGGAGGCAAUAUGGAAAAGAGCCUUACGCCAUGGAAUCUUUACUAAAAAAACUUUAUGUGAAAAGAAUGGCAGCAGAUAUAGGAAUCACUAGAAUCUAUGUUAAUGGAAAAACCGUGGUAAUGAUGACAAACAUGAACCAACAAGUAUUCAAGAUGAUCACAGAUGCCAUGUUUUCAGACACUCACCGCAACAUGCUUGCUUUUCAAGCAGGCCAAAUUAAGGCGGAAUUACUUAUUGAUCUACCAAAGGACCAGCUUCUUACUUGGAUAUUCCAGUUGUUAGCCGAACUUCAUUCUGCGUUACCAGCCCUUAUAAGAUACUAAAUGGACGCUUCAUGUUCACGGAGUGUAAUCAAGAUGGUCUAUAAGGAACUGAACCGAACCGAAUCGAAUCGGGCAUAAACUAACCUAAACGAACCCAACCUGACCGUUUCUGUUGUGUAGAUGAAACCUGAACCCAAACAUUAACAAUGCAUGCUCAUGCUGAUGCAUGCUAGUGAUAGGGUGUAUGCACACAGGACAGGCCACAUACGGUCAUGGGGUCAUGGUUACGUGAAUAUAUGGAAUAUGUUUUGUAACUAAUUAGCUCAACUGUUGGCUUAUUGUAAUUAUCAUCAUAGAUUUUAUUAUUUAUGGGAUUUUAGGAGCCUUAUUAUUUAUGUGAAGUAAUAUGCAAAAUGUUGUUUGAUUA